Molecule: messenger RNA, 1347 nt
Organism: Sphenostylis stenocarpa
Lineage: Eukaryota; Viridiplantae; Streptophyta; Magnoliopsida; Fabales; Fabaceae
Source: the annotation of a GenBank genome assembly
AUGGAUUUCUAUGGCAAGACGACUCUCCUCAGCCUCAUGGACACCGAAAAGCCAGAACCACCACGAUCCCCUCUUCAUCUUCAUCUCCAGAACCACAGAGAGAUAAGCGAACAAGACCUUCAGUUCAGUCCCCCCGGGCCUUCAUCUGAUGGCAUGUUCCCUAUCAUGCCAGAUUCACCAUGGACGCUUUCCCCUCUCCCAACCCCUUCACCUUCUUUGCUUUACCACUGCAUCGCUUCGCUCCACCGCCACGAAGGUAACAUCUACGCAAUUGCAGCUUCAAAGGGUUUGGUCUUCACCGGCUCCAACAGCAGCAGAAUCCGUGUGUGGAAGCAGCCAGAUUGCAUGGACAGAGGCUACCUCAAAGCAAGCUCCGGUGAGGUGAGAGCCAUUCUCGCUUAUAGCAACAUGCUUUUCUCCACGCACAAGGACCACAAGAUAAGGAUAUGGACCUUCACCGUUUCAGAUAGCUUCAAGUCCAAGAAACUGGGAACUCUUCCAAGAAAAACCUCGAUCCUCAUGUUCCCCUCGAGAGGGAAGAACACGCCGAAGCACAAAGAUUCGGUGUCUUGCAUGGCGUAUUACCACUCCGAGGGCCUCUUGUACACCGGCUCCCACGACAGAACAGUGAAGGCGUGGCGUGUUUCCGACAGAAAAUGCGUUGACUCGUUCGUUGCGCACGAGGAUAACGUGAACGCCAUAUUGGUGAACCAAGACGAUGGUUGUCUUUUCACCGGUUCCUCGGACGGGUCGGUGAAGAUAUGGAGAAGGGUGUACACUGAAGACUCGCACACUCUCACCAUGACUCUCAAAUUCCAACCCUCCCCCGUCAAUGCUCUUGCAUUGAGCUGCUCGUUCAACCACUGCUUUCUCUAUUCGGGGUCCUCCGAUGGGAUGAUAAACUUCUGGGAGAAGGAAAGGUUGUGCUACAGGUUCAACCACGGAGGGUUCUUGCAGGGGCACCGUUUCGCGGUUCUUUGUUUAGCCACAGUAGGGAACAUGAUAUUCAGUGGGUCAGAAGACACCACAAUAAGGGUAUGGAGGAGAGAGGAAGGUAGUUGCUACCACGAGUGUUUGACGGUUUUGGAUGGACACAGAGGACCAGUGAGAUGCUUGGCUGCAUGCCUCGAGAUGGAAAAGGUUGUCAUGGGAUUCUUGGUGUAUAGUGCUAGUUUGGACCAAACAUUCAAGGUGUGGAGGAUUAAGGUUUUGCCGGAUGAAAAAAUGUGCAUGGACUACAGUGAACACUGUGAAGCCACAAGGGUGAAGAUUAGGGACUACGAUAUGAGCCCGGUUUUGUCACCUUCCUGGGUCGAGAAGAAGCUUCAAGGUAGUUAUUUUCAGUAG